Messenger RNA from Scleropages formosus (Asian bonytongue), 1172 nucleotides. RefSeq names its product G protein-coupled estrogen receptor 1 (gene gper1). The coding region runs from base 7 to 1074 and encodes 355 amino acids. The transcript has a single exon. Gene Ontology annotation, molecular function: nuclear estrogen receptor activity; G protein-coupled receptor activity. Gene Ontology annotation, biological process: G protein-coupled receptor signaling pathway; cellular response to estradiol stimulus. Gene Ontology annotation, cellular component: membrane. NCBI's taxonomy places the organism in Eukaryota, Metazoa, Chordata, Actinopteri, Osteoglossiformes, Osteoglossidae. The record is from RefSeq and is a predicted model, not a curated record.
GCCAGCAUGGAUGUACAGGGUUCCUCUACAAUUUCCUUUUGUGAAAAUGGCACAGAGCAACUGAAAGCUUCCUCCUCCAAUUGCAGUGGAACCAUUCUGGCAGAUGACAUGGACACCUACCAAUUCUACAUUGUAGGUCUUUUCCUCUCCUGCCUUUACACCAUCUUCCUAUUUCCUAUUGGCUUCAUCGGAAACAUCCUCAUACUGGUGGUCAACCUCAACCAUAGAGACAGGAUGACCAUCCCAGACCUGUACUUUGUAAACCUGGCAGUGGCUGACCUCAUUCUGGUCGCCGACUCACUGAUCGAGGUCUUCAACCUGAACGAGAAGUACUACGAUAUCGCUAUCCUUUGCACUUUCAUGUCACUCUUCCUCCAGGUCAAUAUGUACAGCAGCAUUUUCUUCUUGACGUGGAUGAGUUUUGACCGCUAUGUGGCCUUGGCCAGCACUAUGAGCACCAGCCCCCUUCGGACCAUAGAACACGCAAAACUCAGUUGCAUCCUCAUCUGGGGCGCCUCAAUUCUUGCAACUCUACUGCCCUUCACCAUAGUGCAGAUACAGCACAGAGGUGAGGUGAACUUCUGCUUUGCAAAUGUCUUUGAGAUCCAGUGGCUAGAGGUGACCAUUGGUUUCUUGGUGCCCUUUUCAGUCAUUGGCCUGUGCUACUCGCUCAUUGUUCGCACCCUGAUGCGGGCACAGAAGCAUCGAGGACUGUGGCCCAGAAGGCAGAAGGCGCUUCGUAUGAUCGUAGUUGUGGUGCUCGUCUUUUUCAUCUGUUGGUUACCUGAGAAUGUCUUCAUUAGCAUCCAGCUUCUGCAGGGCACUGCCAACCCUUCUCGACGAAAUGCAACCACACUGUGGCAUGACUAUCCACUGACUGGCCACAUCGUCAACCUGGCUGCCUUCUCCAACAGUUGCUUAAACCCCAUCAUCUACAGCUUUCUGGGGGAAACCUUCAGGGAUAAGGUGCGCCUUUAUGUCAAAGGGAAGGCCAGCUGGUCUGCGCUCUACAGACUUUGCCAACACACUUUGGAUUUACAAAUACCUAUAAGGAAUGAUGCGUCAGAGGUAUAAUGUCUGAAAAGCACUGGGAAGUUUCUAUUAAGUCAUGCUGAAUACAUGGCCAGUGGAAAAAACACAAGGUCCAGAAUGUACCAACAUGAGCUUAACUG